AUGCACGCUUGCCAGUUACUUACAGCUAUUUACAGAGUUUUCCCGGGUGUAUUGGAGGUGAAAGAUUGUGUACCAAUCUACGAAUUGGUCUAUUGUAAUCAUCGAGGUUUAGCGCAAGCUGCAGGCGAAUUCUUGAACACAAAGGUAUUUCAACAUCGUGCAAGUGUCAGUACGGCAAGUCAACGAGGACACGAAAACGCUGAAUUAAUAAUUGAUUUGAUUCAGUUCUUCAUUGAAGGCGAUUGUCAUGAUCAUGCAGCGUAUUUGGUAGAUGCAUUAAUUGAUACAAAUUCAAUGAUGAAAGACUGGAAGACGAUGGCUGAUCUGCUACUAUCCGGAGAAGCCGAUCGUUUCGAUAGUGAACUGAUCGAAGUGUUGGUUUGUGCAGUGAGGCAAGCAGCCAGCGGUGAAGGACCGGUUGGCAGAUCGCAACUGAAGAAAGCUGCUGCAACACAGAAGGAAGCACGUGUUCUCAACGAAGAUAAAGCAAAGAUCUCCGAAGUUCUGAUUCCAGUAUUACCUCAACUUCUUCACAGAUUCAUCGCCGAUCGUGAUAAGGUGGCAAAUUUGAUUACGAUUGCGAUGCAUUUCCAGUUGGAAAUUUAUUUGGCGGGGCGACUUGAAAAGCAUCUGGAUGACCUAAUGGACGUUAUGGAGAGUAUCGUUGAGAAACAUGCGGACGAUGAAGUGCUUCAGAAUGUGGCUGAAGUGAUCACUUAUUUUACGACAAAUAUUGCGGUUGCGCAACAUACAGAAACACAUCGACUGAAAAUGUUGGACGGUCUAGCACUGCAGUUGAGACAUUCCGUACAACGUUUUCACCGAGAAGCAACGUUGGAUGAAGAAGACGAUGCAGCAAUGCUAGCUGCUUUUCGCAAAAUUACUGCUUUCGCAAUGUUCGAAGAUCUCAAGAAAUGGCAGUUGUGGGAUCAAGCGCUAAGUGUUCUAAUAAAUCCAGAGGAUAAACAGGCGUCGAGGGAUGUUUGCGAAAAAGCCGUUCUUCUUUUAUUCAACACGCUGGCGUGGGAUUUGCAUCGGUUGAUCACUGAGCAGGAGCCGAAUAAAACUGAAGCCAAUAAACUCUUGAAGAAGCACCGUGAUCAGUUUUUGCAUAUGAUCAGCAAUGUUCUAAUCAGUGGAGCGUCUGGAGUGGAGAAUGCUUUUCUUUGUCUGGUUGACACGUUGAUAAUGUUCAAUCCCCCCGACAAAAGUCUCGAAUACCAACUGGAUCCACAAACUGUUUUGCGCAUAAACGCGUUCGUAGUGGAUAAUGUUUUUGUGGAGGAAAAUGAAUCGGAUCUGACAAUGGAUCAGCAAUCACAGAUUGAGUUGAUGCAUAAGAGACGUAAUCUGUUGGCGCAGUACAGUAAAUUGAUUCUGCACGGCAUACUCGACAUUCAAAACGCAGCAAAUGUGUUGCGCUUCUACACUAAAUUCUACACGGACUUUGGUGACAUCCUAAAGGUACUCAUCAACAAAUGCCGAGAACUUGACAAACUGGGAUGCGCAAAAGCGGUCGUUGUGUCAUUGCAUGACUUCUACGAGGACAUCAAGCGUAAAUCGGAAGGCGGUUAUGUGGACCCGAAUUCAGACGGCUUCUCGGCAUUACGUGAACUUGCCAAACGCCUGUCGGGUGUUUUCGGCUCAGAUCCGAUAAAAAGUCGUGAGCCACUUGCAGUUGUUCAUAGAGAGGAAGAGAUCGACUAUUUGGCGAGAGUUAAAUGCAUUCUAUUUUCUAGAGAAGGAAUUCUGUAUGCUCUGAAAUCCGAGAAGGGAGCUCGACCAGAAAAUAUCUCGUUCUUGGAAGUUCUUAUCGAAUUCAGCGGUAAAUUAAUGCGGCAAGAUAAACAGUCUAUUUUGAAAUAUCUGGAACGGCAUGGAACAGAUUUUGGCACGGAGGAACCAUACAUCUUAUAUAAGGGAUCUUUACAGUGGGACCGAAAUGAAGAAUUAACGGCUCUGCGACCUGCUCCAGCUCGAGGUCGUGGGCGAGGCCGUGGCAGGGGACGGGGUACGCCAACUCCGUCAGUAUACGGUGCAGAUGACUGA
Anisakis simplex (herring worm) is the source of this 2049-nucleotide messenger RNA. The record is from the annotation of a GenBank genome assembly. NCBI's taxonomy places the organism in Eukaryota, Metazoa, Nematoda, Chromadorea, Rhabditida, Anisakidae.